Messenger RNA from Engraulis encrasicolus (European anchovy), 2349 nucleotides. Its product is annotated as serine protease 27-like. The coding region runs from base 1 to 927 and encodes 308 amino acids. Lineage: Eukaryota; Metazoa; Chordata; Actinopteri; Clupeiformes; Engraulidae. The transcript has 6 exons. The record is from RefSeq and is a predicted model, not a curated record. Gene Ontology annotation, biological process: proteolysis. Gene Ontology annotation, molecular function: serine-type endopeptidase activity.
AUGGCAUCAACUCCAGGCGUUCUAGCUCUUCUCACCACACUGAUUUUGCUGCCCACAGGAUCACACUCUCAGCUGGAUGUGUGUGGGCAAGCGCCCCUGAACACCCGCAUAGUGAACGGAGACAAUGCUACGGCAGGCUUCUGGCCAUGGCAGGCCAGCAUACAUGUCAUUGGCUUUGGCCACAGCUGCGGAGGAUCCCUCAUCAACAGCCAAUGGGUGCUGACCGCCGCCCACUGCUUCUCCAGCACCAACACCUCGCUUCACAUGGUCUACCUGGGUCGGCAGACUCAACUUGACAACAACCCCAACGAGGUUAACAGAACCAUUGCUGAGAUCAUCCCGCACCCCGACUAUACCGCAGACAACGUAGACAACGACAUCUGUCUCCUCCGCCUCUCAUCCCCGGUCACCUUCACCAACUACAUCCGGCCCGUCUGCCUGGCUGCGUCUGGCAGCAACUACAGCGCCGGUACCAACGUCUGGAAUACGGGCUGGGGCGACAUCAGGACAGGAGAGGCGCUGCCCCCUUCGUAUGAUUUGCAGGAGCUGGAGGUUCCAAUAGUAAGCGAUAGCGUGUGCAGUUUUAUCUACAGUCUCCUCGACAUCACAAUCACAGAUAACAUGAUCUGCUCCGGACUAACAGGCAGCGGCGUCUGCUCGGGUGACUCUGGUGGUCCAUUUGUGAGUAAGAAUGGCUCCGUCUGGGUGCAAGGUGGAGUGGUGAGUUUCGGCACCACCUUCGGCUGUGCCGACAAGGACAUUCCCGAUGUGUUUGCGCGCGUGUCCCGGUACCAAAGCUGGAUCACGUCUCACAUCACCUCGGAUCAGCCUGGAUUUGUCAUGGUGUCCGCCGGCAGCAGCACCAACAGCGCAGCGAGCAUGCUUGUACUUCUCUCUCUUCUCCUCUCCUCACUCUGUCUCUCAUAAUACUGUGCACUUCAUCCUCUCCUCUUUCUCCCCUUCUCUUCACGGGUGUAGUUCAUUGUUUUUCAACACCGGGGUCGGGACACCAUGUGGGGUCGUCUGGAGUUCAAAUGGGGUCGCCAGAAAUAAAAAUGAAUACUGGCAAAUAUUACUAAUUGUAACAUAAUAACUGGUAAAUAUUUGGACUGAAAUGCCACAUACAUUCUAUAGGUUUAAAAGCAUACAAGUUAGCUAGUCAUUUUUUUUUGGUCGGUAAAAAAAUGUGUAUGGGGUCCCAAGGAACUUGGGGUGUCAUUAUGGGGUUUGAGGGCCCGAAUUAUUAUUGUACUGACAGCUAUUACGUUAUUGGCAUCGUUAUUACAUUAUCAAAGCUUUUUGUUAGUGUAAGGCCAAUAACACAGUAACCUGCCCAUAACGUAAUAACGUUAUGGGCAGAAUGUUAUUACGUCAUGGGUAGGGAAGUGUUAUUACGUCAUGGGCAAGUUAUUAUGUCAUGGGCUUUAUUACGUUUCAAAUGGGCCCAAAUUAUUACGUUAAUGGGCAGUUAUUACGUUUUGGGUUCUUGCAUUAUAUUUUUAAAUGCUUUGUUUGAAAUACAUGCUAGUAUGUAAUUAAAAUGAAUCCUAUUGUAUUUUUGUAAUACAUUACUAUUCCUAUUAUACGUUUUGCCCCCCCAAUGUCAAACCCCGCUUACGCUUCUCUCCCUCCUUAGUGUACACUCCUCCCUCUCUUCUCCUUUGCUCUCUCCUCCUCUAACACACCUACUCCUCUCCUCCCUCUCCUCUCUUCAGCCUCUACCGUAAACUUUUCUCCUCACCCUUCCUCUCAUAAUAAAACUUCUCCUCUCCCCCAUCUCCCCCAUCUCCUCUCUCUCCAACCUCUCUCCAACCUCUCUCUCUCUCUCUCUCUCUCUCUCUCUCUCUCUCUCUCUCUCUCUCCCCAACAUCUGUCCUCCCUCUAUUUUACAUUCCUCCCUGCCUUCUCCUCUCCUCACUCCUCCUCUCAUAAAACCCCUCAUCUUCGCCUCCUUCUCUUCUCUCCUCCCUCUUUUUUAAACUCCCAGAUCUCCUGACACUCUUCUCCCUUUCAUCCUCCUCUCUCGUCCGCUCAUAACACUAUACACGUCAUCUUCUCCUCCUUCUACCCUCCUGUCCUUCAUACCAAAGUGUCUACUUCUGUCAUUUUAUGUAACGGAACUGCACACCAUGCCUUUUACUCUGUUCACGUGACAUUUUACAGUUUGACGCUUACAUUUUAAAAGGCCUUUAUUUUUCUUAUCAUUCAACACAGCUCUGUUAUAUUUACCAUUUUGCUCCCCAUGUUGUGUUAGAUUAUAUUUCCCUUAAAGCACCUUAGCGACGCAGUGAUGUGUAUAUCAAAUAGGAAGCAUGCUAUAGAAAGGAAAUAAAAUGCCACUUGACUUGA